This is a messenger RNA of Micropterus dolomieu (smallmouth bass), 5586 nucleotides long. It is a transcript of the gene tiam1a, whose product is annotated as TIAM Rac1 associated GEF 1a. NCBI's taxonomy places the organism in Eukaryota, Metazoa, Chordata, Actinopteri, Centrarchiformes, Centrarchidae. Gene Ontology annotation, molecular function: guanyl-nucleotide exchange factor activity. Gene Ontology annotation, biological process: positive regulation of axonogenesis; activation of GTPase activity; small GTPase-mediated signal transduction. The record is from RefSeq and is a predicted model, not a curated record. Gene Ontology annotation, cellular component: plasma membrane; synapse; cytosol. The transcript has 17 exons. The coding region runs from base 257 to 3589 and encodes 1110 amino acids.
UUCUUUCAACUGGUAAGAGCUGCAUGCAAACUAAAUAGACAUAUACACUGUUCCCACCCUUCCCAUGUGCUUGUAUCCCAGAUAAUCAUCUCUGAAUGCAGCACCCUAAUUCAUGCUGUUCCCUGUUUCCACUGAUGGGGAUUAUGAUUGGGAGAAACUGACACCGCCGUUUGAGGAUGUGUGGAGGAUCAUGCGGUCGGUGAAAGAUGACACCGGACAGAAUCUGGUGAUGCUGCUGCUUAACCACAGUUGAAUCAUGGGAAAUGUGGAGAGUCAGAAUGGGGACAGUGGAUUCUACGGCGAUGUGACGGGACAUCUCUCCCGGAAGCACACGUCCCGGUCACUCCGUCUCUCCAGCAAGCAGCCAAUCACCCGCCGUGCCCGGCACUCUUCUUCAGUGAAACAAGAACACAGAAACUCUGAAGCCUCAACUCGCUCCUCAAGCACCCCUAGCAUCCCACAAUCCUUAGCAGAGAACGGACUGGAACCUUUCAACGCGACAGAUGCGUUUGAGGAGUUCGGCAUCAACCCUCACUGGACACAGCGCGUCGCUAUGACAAUGAGGCCGGAGUCCUAUCAAAAUGAUGACGACCCCUUGGCCACUCCAACUCCUGAAACCUCCGAGGCAGACACUGUCGCUCAGGAUGGAGGCGAGGACUCCAUGGGGGAGGGAGAGGGAGACGUGGUUGGAGAGGAAAGGUACCUCCAACGAAUGACUGAGGGUCCACGUGAGGGAGGUAGUUUUAAAAAGAAGCGGUCCAAGUCAGCAGACAUGUGGAGAGAAGACAGCCUGGAGUUCUCUCUGUCUGAUCUGAGCCAGGAGCAUCUGACCAGCACGGAGGAGAUGAUAGAUGGAGGAGAAGAAGAGGAGGAGGAGCAGUUCACACGCCCCAGAGCCAAUGCAGGCUCAACUGAAAGGGCAUCAUCUCUAGACCAUCUGUGCAGCCAGCAGAGUCCUGGCCUCAGGGGACAGAAGAGCCGCUACGCAAAACAUCGGAGAGAGACUGAGUGCGAUGGAGAAGGGGAGGAGGGGCUGAUGUCUCCAGCCGAGGAGGAUGGCGGCGGGUAUGGAGCAUUCACGCUCCCCUGCAGACGCUCCCACUGCCUGUCUGAGGGCUUAGCAGGGCUCGGCAUCCCGGCUGCACCGUGCCCUGCUUUCCAAGGACGCCGAGCACAAACUACUCAGGACAUCUCUGGUGUUUUGGGCGAGGGCAGUGAGUAUGGCGACAGCGGCAUUGAUGGCGUAACCAUGGAGAUAGACGGUGACGGAGAGUUGGUGUCACGGCGCUGUAAGGCCAUGUCUGCCUCUUUCUCAGUAUACUCGGCUACUGAGAGCAGCGUUUUCAACGGGAGCGACAGUGGGAGCAGCAGUGCAGGAGGAGGAGAAGGAAGAAGCGGAGAGGGAGGCAGGGGAGGAGUGUAUGAGAAUUUCCGGAAGGAGCUGGAUAAUCAAGCCUGGGCACAUCAGGGUCGGGACUGCACGGAGGAGGCUUGCUCCGCUGUGAGUGAUGAGCAGAGCAGUGGCACACUCAGUUGUGCGUAUCCAUCGGACACUCCGAUUGGCUGUGCACAAGGCAUAGUCAGGAAAGCAGGGGCUCUGGCUGUGAAGAACUUCUUGGUUCAUAAGAAAAACAAGAAGGUGGAACCUGCAACACGUCGCAAGUGGAAACACUACUGGGUCUCUCUCAAAGGCUGCACUCUCUUCCUGUACGAAUCAGACGGUCGUUCUGGCAUCGACCACAACAGUGUUCCUAAACAUGCACUGUGGGUGGAGAACAGCAUUGUUCAGGCUGUCCCUGAACACCCCAAGAAAGACUUUGUCUUCUGCCUCAGCAACUCAGUGGGAGACGCUUUUCUCUUCCAGACGUCAGGCCAGACAGAACUGGAGAACUGGAUAACGGCGAUCCACUCUGCAUGUGCAUCUGCUUUGGCCCGGCAGCAUCACAGGGAGGAUACGGUGCGACUGCUGCGAACCGAGAUCCGCAAGCUGGAGCAGAAGAUUGACAUGGACGAGAAGAUGAAGAAGAUGGGAGACAUGCAGCUAUCCACCGUCACAGACGGCAAAAAGAGGAAGACCAUACUGGACCAGAUCUUCCUGUGGGAGCAGAACUUGGAACGGUUUCACAUGGAUCUGUUCCGCUGUCGGUGCUACCUGGCCAGUCUGCAGGGCGGCGAGCCCCCCAACCCCAAACGCCUGCUGGGCAAUGCUUCGCGUCCCACCAAGCUGGCCAUGGGACGACUGGGAAUCUUCUCUGUCUCUUCCUUCCAUGCACUGGCCUUGCUUGCAAUGAAGGCCAUGAACAAAGUUGCGAGCCACAUCAAUGAGAUGCAAAAGCUUCAUGAGGAGUACGGUGCGGUUUUUGACCAGCUCAUCAAUGAACAAACUGCAGAUAAAAAAGAGGUGGCUGACCUGUCGAUGGGGGAUCUUUUGCUGCAUUGUACUGUGGUGUGGAUCAACCCUCCAGCCUAUUUGGUCAAGAGCAAAAAGGAUACUGAAUUGGCUGCUUUUGUGUUCAAAACAGCAGUUGUAUUUGUGUACAAAGACUGCUCCAAGCACAGGAAAAAAAUCGGUGGAACUCACCGUGCGACUGUGAGCGAUGACAAAGAUCCUUUCCGUUUUCGUCACAUGAUCUCAACGGACUCUCUGCAAGUCCGCUCCCUUGCAAACUCUGAGGGAACGUCAGUGUGUGAGGUAGUUCACACAAGAUCUGAAUCUGAAGGAAGACCAGAGAGAACCUUUCAGUUGUGCUGCAGUUCUCCAGAUAGUAAGAAGGACUUCCUAAAAGCAGUCCACUCCAUCCUUAGGGAAAAGCAGCGCCGCCAGCUUCUUAAAACAGAGUCUAUGCCACCCAACCAGCAGUAUGUCCCAUUUGGGGGCAAACGUCUAUGUGCCCUCAAAGGGGCACGGCCCGCCAUGAACAGAGCAGCUUCAGCACCAUCACGAACGUUAUCCCAUAGGAAACUCGUGAGGAGCCGCUUCACAAUCGAUACAGACCUGGUUUUCCAUGGCGGCGGCAACAACAACAACAGCAAUGAUGCAGACCCCUCCCGCCACUCUUCCUGCUCGCAGCUGUCCCAGCAUACUCUUCAGUCCCGUAAACCUCAAGAAGAGGACACGGACCGUUGGGUGGAAGAGCAGUUCGACCUGGGUUGCUAUGAAGACCAGGGUGAGGGCAUCAACAUGGGGCAGCUGAAGGAGACGGACAUUCUGAGCGACGACGACGAGUACUGCAAGUCUGUCCGGGCCGCGUCAGCAGAACCGGCCGACCUGGAGAGGAAGAUAGAAGGACUCAAACUACAGGGCGGAGAGGUGAGGAGCCACAACCUGAAUGGACGAGUAGAGACCCGAAGUAUAAUGCAGGAGGAGGAAGUUGAUCGAAUAAAGCACGUUAAUGAUUCAGGCUCGGUAGACUCAUUCACCUCCUGCGGUGUCUCUCUGUCCCGCCGUGCAACCCCGACUAUAAAGCUUGCCCCCUUGAAGUCCCCUUGCCCCCCUUGUGCUGUGGUGGGGACCACAAACAAGGACCAUGACGUCAUCUGGGUACGGCGGGACGAGUUUGCUAACGGGUGCAACAGUGACGUCUUCUGACGGGAGAGAGAGAUUGGAUACAAGCUUUAAAUAUGUCGAGUUUGGAGGAGAAAAUGUGUAAAGAAGGUAUCAGACCUCAGCCAGUCCUCCCUGUGUCACUGCACAACCCUCUUCUUCCCACCUUACCUGCUUCUUCCUUGUUCUGACAAUCCUAAAGAACUGAAACAACAAAGUGAGUAAGGAGAAGUUAAUAACGCACCACUUCAUUUGUUGAGCCCUAGAGAUUCUCAUCCUGAACUGCUUAAAAGUGCACCAGAAAGAAUACAGGUUCCUCACUGUUUUGGACAUGCACCCGGGGAUCACACAACACCUGUGGAAUUGUAUUUAAAUGUAUGACCAAGACAGCACUGCAUGUACACUCAAGUAGACAAGCAAUUGUGUGUAUGUAUACUGUACGUGCUUAUAGUGCACAGACAGAGACUCUAGGCAGCUAGUGUACCAUGCACGCAUUGUACUGAAGCGACGUCAUCACUGAACUGUGACCUUGUGGCCAAAAAUGUCUAUUUUUCAACACAGGAAUGUGGGUGUUAUAUUUUUUUGACUCAAACUGUUUGUAUUUUAACACUCAAGGGCUGUGUGUUAUUGAACUUCUCUUCAGGGGCUUUUGGCUUAAAGACUGCUGUGUAGCAUACGGUGAGAUCCAAAUAGCUUUAUUGUGCUUUUUUGUUUGUUUUAACUUAAUAUCAGCUGCACAUUGGUGUAUAGUUGGGAGUACAGUAGAGUGCUUUUAACUUUUAUGAACAUGUUUUAAGGCUCAUUUGUCUCCUAGCAUAUAGUUUUUAUUGUCUACCUAUUCUUUAUUUAAGUAUUGCCUUUUUACUGUAAUUUUUAACAUUUACCCCACAUUCAAUUGCCCAGUGUUACAAACCACCUUUUGUGUGUUUAGUAACAGAAACAAGCUUGGGGAGAACCAACGCUUGUGCCCUUCACAUGAAUGUCCGGUCUCUUAAUUUUUGUUGCUCAAAUUAAAAAGCCAUUGUCAUUUUAGUAAUUGAUGGAUUUCAUCAAGGACAUUAAUAUACUGGACCCUUUCUUGCCCCCACGGGCUGUGCUCUCUCCAUGCUCCAUGUCCUUGAUAAAUAGCAUAAUUCCUACACAAUCCUGUUUUACUUGAAUUUUCUUUUUGUUUGUUUUGAAAGGAGGUACUCAACAGAGCUGUGUUAGUGACUGUACUGUAAAGCUGAUGAUACAUGGGGCAACUUUUUGAGCAAUGCUGCUGGGCAAUCUUGCUAGUGGCAAGUCCAACUAUGUUUUGAAUGCAUAGCGGCGGUGCAGGGCAGGUUGCGGCGUUUUGGGGGAAGGGGAUUACAGUAGUAGUCUUUACUCAUUACCACUGACGGCAACGUUGCCCUGCACGAUUGCUCUAAAAGUUGCUCAGUGUAUCAUCAGCUUAACUCCAAGGAGAAGGGCAAUCAUGCAGUUGCCCUGUCAUCCUCUGACCAAUUCAGAUAUCUUUUUCUGCUCUCUCCAGCUCCUUUUAGACCUUUUGGUCAUGUCAAGGAGCAUCACAACCACAAAGAAAGCUGGCUGAGACAGACUUCACAUCAUAACGUUUGACAUCAAUCCCUACAAUAUUGCCAUCUCAACCCUCCUGCAUUUCUUCCCCUAUCCGCCAGGCUGUGCUGUUUCACUGGUAUUACCACAACAUGCUGACUGCCUAGAUCACAGAGUCAUGCGCACAUUAAUGGAUGUAUACAUGCACUUAAUAACUGUGAAGGGAGAAAUCUGCAAGCUAAUGAGUGUGAGUUGUGGAGGGAAACUAUACACUUUGGAUGUUCUUAUUGUCUUUUUAUUAAUAUGCUGGUUUCUUAGAUUUUAGCUUACUGGGUGAUGAUGCCCAGUAAAGAUGUUACGACUGUGAGGUACAAUCACCUGGCCUUGGAGGCAAAUCCUGUGAGAACCCCUUUGACUCCUCCCUUUGUACUUUUUAAACUGUGUUCGUACAUACAACUGUGGAGUAUUAUCAUUUCUAUGUUAAAAUAAAUUUUCUAAAUUUA